AAUCAGUCAACCGUUGACUGAUCCGGUCGAAAGACACGGAGGGGGAUAAAUACUUCCCCAGUCCCAACUGCCAACGGACUCCAAACCCAACUAGAGGGAGGACGGAACUGAACAGAGUCUUUUUUCAUUCCCCCACCAUUUUCAAUUUCUUUUUCUUCCUUUUUUUUCUUUUCUGAAUUAAUCAUUCCGUCACUUUCCGAAUUUUUUCAAUUUUUCCACAGACCCAGAAGGAUUUAACAUCAAAUUUAACGAAAAAAUAAAGAAAAAACGACUUUGGGGGAUUGGGGGGGUCUGUCUUGCUUUGUUUCUUCUACCUGUAUGCAUUCAAGUCAAUCAUGAUACAGCAUUUCUGUUCAGAGUUCAGGGGAACUUAGUUUGUUGCCUUUCCAUUAUAUAAGUAUAUAUAAAAUCUAAAGGAGCUAAGCUCGUGGAUUUCAUUCCAAUGGAUUUCCAGAGAAUUUGCAGUUUAAUCUGCGUGUCUGCGAUCAUAUUGGUGGUUUUCAGUGGUCCAACCAAGGUUACAGCCGGCGAUAUAGUUCAUCGGGAUGAUGUGACACCCAAAAAACCCGGUUGUGAGAACGACUUUGUUUUGGUUAAGAUUCAGACUUGGGUUGAUGGCAAAGAGGACGCAGAAUUUGUUGGUGUUGGCGCUCGUUUUGGAGCUAAAAUUGUUUCAAAGGAGAAAUAUGCGAAGCAGACUCGCCUAAUACGUUCAAACCCUAGAGAAUGUUGUAGUCGUCCAACGAACAAGCUUUCCGGUGAUGUCAUCAUGGUGGACCGUGGCCAGUGCAAAUUUACUGUCAAAGCGAACUUUGCAGAGGCUGCUGGUGCUUCAGCAGUUCUUAUAGUUAAUAAUCAGAAAGAACUCUAUAAGAUGGUCUGCGAUGACGAUGAAACUGAUCUGGACAUUAAGAUCCCUUCUGUGAUGCUCCCUCAUGAUGCUGGUUCUAGCUUGGAGAAAAUGCUGUCAAAUAAUUCAUCAGUUUAUGUGCAGCUGUACUCUCCUGAAAGACCAGUUGUAGACGUAGCGGAAGUAUUUUUGUGGCUAACUGCUGUUGGUACCAUCAUAUGUGCUUCUUAUUGGUCAGCUUGGACUGCUACUGAAGAAGCUUUUGAACAAGACAAGUUGUUGAAGGAUGCUACAGAUGAAAUCUCAAGCAGAAAGGGUACUCAUACUAGCUAUGUGAUGGAUAUCAACACCAUAUCAGCAGUUCUCUUUGUAGUCGUUGCCUCAUGUUUCUUGAUUUUGCUGUACAAGCUAAUGUCAGCGUGGUUCAUGGAUAUCUUGGUGGUUCUUUUUUGCAUCGGUGGUGCAGAGGGCAUGCUGACUUGCUUGGUUUCACUAGUAUCCAGAUGGUUCAAAAGUGCUGCAGGGUCAUUCAUUAAAGUUCCUUUAUUAGGAGCAAUUUCAUAUCUUACAUUGGUUGUAGCUCCAUUCUGCAUAGCUUUUGCUGUACUCUGGGCUGUGUACAGAAAUGCUUCUUUUGGCUGGAUAGGUCAAGAUAUCCUAGGAAUUGCAUUGAUAAUAACUGUCCUGCAGAUUGUACGUGUGCCUAACCUCAAGGUGGGUACAGUUCUUCUAUGUUGUGCAUUCUUGUACGACAUCUUUUGGGUGUUCUUUUCAAAGAAGCUGUUCCAAGAAAGUGUGAUGAUUGUGGUAGCUCAAGGUUAUAAAACUGGAGGAUCCGGUAUUCCAAUGCUUCUGAAAAUUCCACGGUUCUUUGAUCCUUGGGGUGGUUACAGCAUUAUAGGAUUUGGUGACAUUCUUCUUCCAGGACUGCUUAUAGCAUUUUCACUCAGGUAUGAUUGGCUUGGAAAGAAAAAACUGAAAGCUGGUUACUUCUUAUGGGCAAUGAUUGCUUACGGAUUAGGUCUCCUUGUUACCUACAUUGCAUUGAACCUGAUGGAUGGCCAUGGCCAGCCAGCUCUCCUAUACAUUGUUCCAUUUACUCUUGGUACCUUUGUCGCAUUGGGCUUAAGGAGAGGUGAUCUGAAGAAUUUAUGGAUAAUAGGGGAACCCGAAAGGGUCUGCCCUCAUGUCCGUCUUGAGUCUAUCUAGUAAUAACUUCAACUAAUUCAUUUUGUGAAAUAACUAAUUUGUAAUUAGUUUGUAGAUUCUAAUGUCGUGAGCCGUAGUGAUAUUUCUUGAAAGGAAGGAAAAUGCGUAUGAUUUCUUCAUGGUAGAAAAACAAAGUUGCUGGAAGUAGAGCAGAUUGCAACAGUUUACUCAACUAAAAGCAUGCAACUGUUUCAAUAUUAUUACUUUCAACUUGUGUUUGGCUCUAUCAAGCAAACAAAACUAACCCCAGAUGUGCCCAGGUGAAACUCAGAAAAGAAGUUAAAAGAACCUUAAGAAAAACAAAGGCAUUCUUUCUAUUGUGUUGUGCAGCCUUUUGGUGGCAAGUUUCCAAGCAAGGAUCUGAGUACUUUCCAUGUCUUCAAUAUAAGACCUUUUCUUCUUUUGGGGGACGGAAAACCAUUCUUUUAAAUGUCUAUACUGCGGAGGCAAAGUGCCUAAAAAUUGCUACAACAUUAUAGCUCGAGUUUUUUGCCUAGUACAAACAAUGUACUCUUACAUCGAACGGCAACCUAUUUAAGGUCACAACUUGGAACAUUCAAUAGAAAACCUUUCUUCAUCCUUUUUUACCAGACUUGUGUGUCUUGUUGUUAACAAAUCCUCCCUCUGUCUCAAAAUUAUUGUCCAAUUUAAAUUUUUAUUUUUAGUAUAAAAAUUGAACUAAAAUGAAAAUACAAAGUGGACAAUAAUUUUAGGACAUAAGGAGUCAUAAAUAAAUAAAAAAAUAUACUUUUUAC
Molecule: messenger RNA, 2814 nt
Organism: Oldenlandia corymbosa var. corymbosa
Lineage: Eukaryota; Viridiplantae; Streptophyta; Magnoliopsida; Gentianales; Rubiaceae
Source: the annotation of a GenBank genome assembly